Adineta ricciae is the source of this 1590-nucleotide messenger RNA. NCBI's taxonomy places the organism in Eukaryota, Metazoa, Rotifera, Eurotatoria, Adinetida, Adinetidae. The record is from the annotation of a GenBank genome assembly.
AUGGAUUAUUUAGAACGAUGUGUCACGUGGCGCCAUCUGAACGAAAAAUCAGAAGAUAGUUUUUCAUUAAAGAAUAUUGAAAUUCAAUAUGUACUAAUUAUUUGGUCACAAAUCAGAACUCUAUACGUAUUGAGAAUUCUUCUGUGGACAAAGAAACAAUUGAUGCAGUCUGUGAUUCGCUCUGAGUCAUUGUAUUCUGCGAUCAAAAUGUCAAUGGUGUGUAUCACAAUUCUCAUCUUAUUUUGGUGCCAAAUUCAAAGUCAAGCAAGGAAUAAUUUUGAUCGUUUGCCAAAACCACCGGCGGACUAUAGAUAUUUCGUCGAAGAAUUUGGCAACGUCUAUAAAAUUAUUGGCUCUUGUUCAAAAGUCAAGAACACAUCACCAAAAUCACGAUGUAUCGUGCGAAUUAAUCAUGAAUAUUCAUCAAAAUUAUUGACUUCUGGUGUUUCAGAGAAAAUUAUAGCUUUUCAUGUGGUUGUACCACAAGUGGCAUUCACUUUUAAAUCAUUCAUUGGUUUUUAUUUGACAACGACUGUUUUCAUCAUUCUACCGACGAUGAUAUACAUACGAAAAACCAAUCCACAACAUCUCAAGAAAAUGCUCUUAUUUUUAAUUGUUUAUUGUUCGGUAUGCUCUGGUAUUGUCUACUGCUUCGGACUAUUCGUGUAUCCUUUCUUAUUCCAUUCGUAUUAUCGAUUGAACAUUCUAUUCAAUGAUAUGGAUCAUCUCAAAAAUGAAGUAUUGGAAAUGCAUUGUCAAGUCAAAUCGUCCGCUUUCGUCUUUUCAACAAAUUGGUGGGACGACAUAGUGUGUAGACCAAAACUGGACCAUACAUUACCAAUAUCUGCAUUAACACCAGUCAAUGUUAUUGGAUUUGUUGCUCGUUCUCCCGAGACAUUCGACUUCAUUAUUGAUCCUCACUUUUCAUCAUAUUUACCAUUAAUAACUAUGAAAUCAGCAAAUGGGAAGAGACCUGAACAUUUACUACCAAUGUAUCGAUUUAUGAAUUGUACUGGUACCUUACGACUCAGUGACCAACACAUUCUUUACAUUGAUACUCCAGCAACUUAUGGUUUCAGUGGAGAUCGUCAAUUAGGUAAAGGACAUUCAUCAAGAUCAACUGAAUAUAAAAAAGACAAAUAUGUUGAUGUUGAAUCAUUGGUCACAUUUGAAGAAUUGUGUAAUGAAACACUGAAAUACAAUUUGCUGCCUUGUGUUAUUCCUGAAUUUAAAUCGAUAACACUUGGUGGUGCUAUUCAAGGAAUUGCGAUUGAAAGUUCAUCAUUUAUUUAUGGUUCGAAUGGAACAAUAGCAUUGGUUGCAUCUGCUCGUGUUCAAUUAAUCGAAGCAACACAAUGGAUUCAUUUGAAAUAUAUUUAUUAUUCAAAAACAUCAACAUUCUUAGAAUCAAUUCAGAACACAUUCGAUUUGAGAAGUCAUUCAACAUGGAUUGGUGAUAAUCAAAUUCUUGAUGGAAUUUAUUUUUCUAAUGGAAAUGACAAUUACAAUGGAAUCAUUGCGAUGUCCGGUGGAUGUGUGCGAUCGAUUCCAACGAAAAGUUCAAUUUAUAAAGAAAAUUAUUUUUCAUGA